UUUUCAACGUAGCACACACUCGGUAUCUUGUAUCCAACAUGAAUUUGCGUCCCCUCCGUUGCAUUGAAAGUCAUGGCAGGUCCUGAUCUGGUAAAAACUCUCCUGUACACCGUCAAUAAUCUCCUACAGGAGGAGAAGUACAGAGCUGCAUUGGCUGUGCUGAAAGGAUUCAGAAACGGCGCUGUAUAUGGGGCAAAGAUCAGAGCUCCACAUGCCCUGGUGAUGACAUUUCUGUUUAGAAAUGGCAGUUUAAAGGACAAGCUCAAAGCCAUUUUGAAGGCCACGUACACCCACUCCCGAAACCUGGCGUGCUUUGUGUUCACGUACAAAGGACUACAAGCCUUGCAGCAGAAGAUCCAAGGAAAGAGCUUACAGUCUCACUCCUUUCUGGCUGCCUGCGUUGGAGGAUGGUUAGUGUUUGGAGACAAUAACAACAUUAACAGCCAGAUCAACAUGUAUUUGCUGUCCAGGAUCCUCUUCGCCCUGUCCCGGCUGGCUGUAGAGAAAGGAAUUAUCCCUCAGCCCAAGCAAGACCCCUUCCCGCUCUUUGCCACACUGGUUUGGGGCAUCGUCUUGUGGCUCUUUGAGUAUUACCCCCACACUCUUCAGCCCUCUCUGCAGUCCUCCAUGAACUACCUCUACCACGACAGCAAUGUGUGGCACGACAUCUCAGACUUCCUUGUUUAUAAUAAACCACGGACUGCUUCUCAGAAAUGAAGUUUUAGAUUUUCUCUUUAUUGAAAGGUUUUCCAGAAUUAUUAUUUUUUUGUAAUGAUCAAAUAUUCCAAAUCUAGCUAUUGAUUGUUACCUUUUAAAUUUAUUGCAGAAUCAUAAUUUGUGUUGUUGGAGGCCUUAUUUUAUGUUUUCAUUCAAUGACAUUUUUUUCUGUGCCAACUUGCACCAAAUUUCCAACUACAGAGCUAAACCAGUGUUUUUGCUGUUACUUUAAAUGGCAUUUGCAUCUACCUGAUUGGAUUUUCUCUUGUUUGUAUAUUGAUUAAAUGUCUAAUUUGUUUGAUUGUGUCACAAAAAAACAGACAAAUGCUGACCAAUGCAGUACAGGCUGAAAUGCUGUUAUCUACUGUAAACAUGUAGCUACAGCGCCAAUAAACAAAGCAAUAUGGGUAAUGUUAUAAUAGACUGAUGUACAUUAAGAAUAAAAGCAUUUGUACAUUUCCAGUUGGAGAUUAAGAUCAUAGCAACAAAUGAAGCCCUACAAAAGACAUUUUUUGUGUCUGCAGCACAUGCACAAAAAAUACUGGAUGUGCAAGUCAAAGUUUUUGUUGUUUUAUUUGGGUGUGCCGUUGUAUAAAAUGAUGAGGGCUGAUUGAAAUCCUGUUGCAGUCCAACCCGUUUUCACUUUUCUUUAAAUGCUGAAUCAUCACUUCUGAAGAAAAUUACCUUUAGAACUCUGGCAGUGGUCUAACAUGUAGCCAAUGUUUCUUUCUUUUUUUUCUGGAAAGAUCUACUUGACUGCCUAAAUAAUAGUUUUCAUAUUUGUUUUUUCAUGGGUGAUUUUAAAGCUCUCCUUCAGACAUGAUUGAAAACAUACACUGUAAAUCUAAUCUGCUAUGAAAAAAAAAUAUAUAUAUAUAUAUAUA
Amphiprion ocellaris (clown anemonefish) is the source of this 1601-nucleotide messenger RNA. RefSeq names its product peroxisomal membrane protein 4 (gene pxmp4). NCBI's taxonomy places the organism in Eukaryota, Metazoa, Chordata, Actinopteri, Pomacentridae. The record is from RefSeq and is a predicted model, not a curated record. The coding region runs from base 73 to 717 and encodes 214 amino acids. The transcript has 4 exons. Gene Ontology annotation, cellular component: peroxisomal membrane.